AUGUUCAUGUUCAAGCUCGAACUUGAGAAGGCGAAGCGUCCUAUCGAUUCUGGGCUGUUUUCGCAGUUCUGCACGUUCGUCCACUACCGGGUGAACAUCUUCGACGUCGACCUCAUCGGUCCUGCGAUCAUCUCGCAGGCGCAGACUCAUAGGCACCUUCCUCAGAUUCGGAACGUCGUACGAAGAAUCACGAGGAGCUCAUGCGAGUUCGUGCUCGCGUCUUCCCCUCACUUUAGCGCUUGCAAACGGUUUUACCUCAAAGCGCAACAUGCACACCGAGACCAUCACCCCUCGAGUUCUCCGUGGGAUGGCGCACCCUGCCACCUACGCGUCCUCGUUGUCUUCGACUUCGGCUCCCUUAUUCUCGUGCCACUCUUCUUCCUCUUCCUUCUCAUCAGCCCCUCCUUCAGCUCCACCCUCAUCCUCACCUCCUUACCUCACUUCUGA
Messenger RNA from Cyclocybe aegerita, 447 nucleotides. Lineage: Eukaryota; Fungi; Basidiomycota; Agaricomycetes; Agaricales; Hemipholiotaceae. The record is from the annotation of a GenBank genome assembly.